Messenger RNA from Owenia fusiformis, 1188 nucleotides. NCBI's taxonomy places the organism in Eukaryota, Metazoa, Annelida, Polychaeta, Sabellida, Oweniidae. The record is from the annotation of a GenBank genome assembly.
CCAUAUAAGGAAAUUGCUAUGACGACAAGUAAAGAUAACCAAUAGAAAUUAGUCGGCUUUUUAACACGUGGUUUGUAUCGGCCAAUCAAAAGUCGACAAUUUGAACGUAUUGGAUUUCUUUGUCCAAGAAGAGGCUCAACUGAAUUUUACUACACGAAAAUUUUUUUUUACUAUGCUGAAUUUCUUCGAUAUUUAACUAAAUUUACACUUCAAAACUGCUUGUAUCACAACCUGGAAAAUGUAACCAAUACAAUAGUGUAAAAUGAUUUUGGAUUGAUACUUGGAAUUGAGUGAAAUAUCGAGAAAAGUUGCAGCAAAAUUCAAAAUUCCAAGACGGAAGUUGUGGUUUUAACAAAUCAGGUCAAGCCAUUUAAAUUUGAAUUUUACAAAAUAAACAUGGAUUACUUUGCGAAUGGAGGGACCAACGAAGGAUUUUCGUUACAGGACAUGAUUGAGAGGGAUAUAGGAAAUAGUAUGAGCGAUCCGAGUGACCAGCACACCUUGAACAGCAUUGAUUUGAAUGGAUUUGAUACAAACAGCCAAAAUCAGAUGCAAAACAGUGAAGCAAUGACUUUCAAAAUUGAAGAUGAAAGUUACGAUACAACUCUCGAUAAUGAUCAAAAUAUGUCUUCAUUAAACAACCUUAGUUGGCUGUGUGAUUCAAAUGUCACAGUCGAUGCGCAAAAUUCGUCCAGACAGAAUAGAUCUAGUAAUGUUACUGUUGAAAAUAACAAUCCAAAUUUAUUAGUUGAUCCAUCAACUGGAAUGCCAAUUCAGCAGCAGCAGCAGCAGGUGAUUCAGAUACCUUUAUCACAGCCAGUUCAGAUUAUAAAUUCUGAUGGGAGUCGGCAGACAGUUGCAUACACACUUCCAUCAAAUGCAGGUUUGCAACAGACGUUACUGAGUUCGAACAACCAACGGCAAAAUGCCACACCCGUAUUGCAUUGCAACGCAGUGAACAUGCAGCAACAGUACCCAAAUAAUAUAACCCAACAUGUUACCCAUGUGUCCAAGCCUUCACCCCCAAUUACAACUGUGACGAGAGAGGAGAAGCAGUACCCUAAGCCCGUUUAUUCAUAUAGUUGUCUUAUAGCCUUGGCCUUGAAGAACAGCUCUACAGGGUAUCUACCUGUAGCAGAUAUAUCAUUUUAUGAUCUUCCACUUCCCAUACUUCAAAACUGCCCCUGA